This is a messenger RNA of Fonsecaea multimorphosa CBS 102226, 1941 nucleotides long. RefSeq lists its product as uncharacterized. Lineage: Eukaryota; Fungi; Ascomycota; Eurotiomycetes; Chaetothyriales; Herpotrichiellaceae. The transcript has a single exon. The record is from RefSeq and is a predicted model, not a curated record. Bases 1 to 1941 code for a protein of 646 amino acids.
AUGAGUACCAUCAGCUACGCCAGCUACAUUUCCCUUCCUGCCCUCCCCCACAUCAUCACCGAGUGGUGUGCCCUGGUGCCGCUGGUCGUGCACCUCUCCAGCCCGCAUGAUGAGUUCCAGGUGAUUGGCAACGCGUGCCUCCGCGGCAAAAUCUGCCUGGAUCUCAUGCCCAAGCUGGGCCAGCUAAAGGCCGUGGGGAAAUUGCUCUCGCUGGGAUCCGCCGUACUCGACCAGACAAGCAGCGCAGGCGUCGCCGGAUCCAUGACCGUAUGGGAUGUGUCCUGGGGCAGCGUGUUCCAGUGUGCCAACGGAGCCGCGAGAGAGCUGCUCACCGCGCACGCCUUCCGAGGGAAGACCGACGUCGUUGACGUCGAGACCACGCCACCGGAAUCGGUCAACAACGCGAGACACUCACACACGAAAGUGGGCGGAGAGUCUUCGAUCAAACCAUCCAUCCCUAAGAACGUCGCCUUCUGCCGUCCGCAGGUGCUGCACCUCGUCGAGUUGCGCUUCAGUAAGGCUUCACCUGGCAGCAAAGGCUCGGCGACCUCCAGCGCGCUAGAGCGACUGUACACCGCAACCGGCCAUGUCGUCGUGACAGCACUGGGAUUACCGCUGGCCCUGCGCGGCGCCUAUGGGACGUGUGCUCUGCUCCUGUUGUCCCGUAUCAACGCCCUGGUCAACCACCACCUCCCCGUCCACCGACCGGCGGGCUACCUCGGAAACAACGAGGCGUACACUUCCGCCUGUAUGCUGGUUGCACCACAUGACAAUGCAUCGACAUGGCACCUCUACCGCGGCGACCGCGCCGUCAUCGACUGGCUGCUAAACAAGCCCAUGCUGGCCAUCAGCACCCCGCGCAGAUGCAAAUGGGUCUUCUGGUACUUCCAGCUGACGCACUACCUCCAGCUGUUGGCCAUGACCUACGUGGCCGCCCAGAAAGGCUGGGAUGGCCUGUUCCUGCUCAUAUUGAUGGUCAUCUCACGCCUGGCUGGCUCUGAAGUGGCUGCUAUGACACCCUGGGCUGCUCGAUCCGGAGGCGCUGCUGCCAUCUGGCUCCGACAGAACAACAUCGAUGUGCAAACGAGCACUUUCCGCAUGACUGGUCGGAUGCAGAUGAUUGGCGCGAUCGACUUGAUCAACAGCAUGGACCAGGCUGAAUGUUCAUCUUCAUCGCCGCCGUUGUCAUCAUCGUCCAUUUCCUCCCCUUCCUCCACGGGACGGCAUCACGAUACUGGCAUCAAUGGGAUCGACGUCUUGACCUCGACAAGCUCUCCUGCGUUGAAGUCCAUGAGUCGAAGAUUGAGUGCGAAUUGGAUGGAUAGCAUCGUCCCACAAUGUCCACGCCGCGAUGUCUGGCUGGAGCGCUUGAGUACGACCAUGCUGGCCCAAAUGAGGCAGCUGAGCCAGCCGAUUAGGAAACCGGAUAAGGAUACAAUUUCCAGCAAUUUCAGGGAGAUUCCCAAACCUGCGAAUACAUCGACACUCGCAUCUUCUGUUGCUCUCAACUCGAACCAUAUGCACCAGCCUGGCAAUCCGAUCCCAGAAACAGGAAAUGCACUCCCGCCAACCUCAGAUGGCACCGAACGCUCUAGUGGUGGUCAACCUAGCAUCGAGUCACCGGACACCUCUCUGAACUUAAGCCAGGAACAGGUGCCCCAGAGGAAUUCAAUCUCUCGGGCAGAUACACCAUCAAAUGACGUCGACAAGUCGUCGGGUCUCGAGCCCGGAGGAUCUACUGUCUCUAUCGCUGUGGCUGUCCCUGAUGCUCGAGUCUUCCCAUAUCUGGAUUCGAGGGAUAUCAAAUGGGUGGAUCAAAACGCCCUGUGGGCAUGGGAGACUGCACGUUGCAUAAUCCAAUCUUGCGCUGCAGCGUCGUCUAUCAAGGCAAAUUCCUCGCUGAAUCCGAGCACUGCACAGAUAACGGCUGUUCAAACUUAG